AUGACUAAGAGACCUUUUAAGGUCAAGGGUAAUAGGGCCAAGGAAGUACUUGAGCUCGUUCAUUCUGAUGUGUGUGGUCCAAUGACUACUCAAGCUAAAGGCGGCUUUCAGUAUUUCAUCACCUUCAUUGAUGACUACUCGAAAGUUGGAUAUGCCUAUUUGAUGCGUCACAAGUCAGAAUCUUUUGAAAAAUUCCAAGAAUUCAGGGCACUUGUGGAGACGCGACAUGGGUAUCCCAGUGGAACGAAAGGCUAUGAAUUCUAUAGUCUACGAGAUAAGAAGGUAUUUGUUAGCACAAAUGCUAAGUUCUUAGAAGAAGACUACGUGAUGAAUCAUAAGUCCAGCAGUGAAGUAGCUCUUGAGGAACUAAGAGAUACUUCAGUUUCCACAAGCAAAGAACCAAUAACACAAGUGCAAUCUAUACCUGAAAUAUCAACUUCUGUACCACAAAUUGUAGAGCCUCGUCGUAGUGGGAGGGUUCCUCGUGAACCAGAAAGGUACAUUGGUUUGGGUGAGUCAUCUGAGUUAGACCCAGACGGCAAUGUAUCAGACCCAUGGAACUUUAAAUAG
This is a messenger RNA of Salvia splendens (bonfire salvia), 570 nucleotides long. RefSeq lists its product as uncharacterized. The record is from RefSeq and is a predicted model, not a curated record. Gene Ontology annotation, molecular function: nucleic acid binding. The transcript is spliced from 2 exons. NCBI's taxonomy places the organism in Eukaryota, Viridiplantae, Streptophyta, Magnoliopsida, Lamiales, Lamiaceae. Bases 1 to 570 code for a protein of 189 amino acids.